Messenger RNA from Scleropages formosus (Asian bonytongue), 2921 nucleotides. RefSeq names its product zona pellucida protein AX 4 (gene zpax4). The transcript has 17 exons. Lineage: Eukaryota; Metazoa; Chordata; Actinopteri; Osteoglossiformes; Osteoglossidae. The record is from RefSeq and is a predicted model, not a curated record. The coding region runs from base 76 to 2319 and encodes 747 amino acids.
GCAUUCGAAUGUCACCAAGGAGCGAAUCUGAGCCCUUUGUUUCAAGCCAGAAACGAGUUCAGAGCUUUGAGGAUCAUGUUUAGCUCUGUCUUGGCUGUGGUUUUGAUAAAAAUGCUGAGCAUACUCUUGCUGUGUGUGCUGUCCGUGUGUGUACCAAGUAAGGGUCCAGUUGGGAUGUUCAGGACAGAGUGUCGGGAUGGCCACUUCUGGCUCACCGUCGGUUCCGGCUUCCUGGGCCGCAUGUUUCGAUUUGACACCGAAGGCCGCAGUGGUGUCCAUACUGUGUCUGACCAGCGUGCUGCAAUAUGUGGUUAUACAAUGUUGCUUGACUCAUGGGGCAAUCUGGUGCUGCGCGCCUCGUACCUGGCCUGUGACGUGGACACUCGGGAACACACUGGAAUCCAGCUAAUGGUGUGGUUUGUGAACAAGGAGGCCAAUGAUGAGGAGACCUCAUACCCCUUCCUACUAACCUGCCCCCUUCAGCAGUGGAGUCCCCGUGAGAUCAUGUGUGAGGAGAACUACAUGGAGGUGUCUGUCAAGAAGCCAAUUCCUCCAGUUGUUCAGAAGGGCCAAGAGUGGAUGACACCUCCUCCCAAGAGGUCAGAGCAAGGGGGAAUGAAGGAAUGGCGGGUGGUGUUCCGGAUUCCACCGGGUGCUCAGGAAGACAUGAUGUCCACCCCAGUAAGGGAGCAGACAUUGACCCUGAUGGAGGCUGAACAGUUGGGCUACCACAUCAAUUUCACAGGCAGUCGCAUUCUUCUGCGCUGUGGCUAUUCCUCACCAUUCUCCUACGUCCUGAAGGUGAAAGGAAUUGACCUGGAAGUCAUCAGCAUCACCAUCUUCUAUCGGUACCAAUGGACGCUCUUCAAGGUGGAUGCCUCAGUGGCUUGCAGCUUGUACAAAGGUACAAUGGAUGGUACCUACAUCCUGUGGAGCAUCCCCCAGAUCCUCCCCCCACUGGUGCAGGGCCCUGUCAGAAACCAGGGGGCGAGAAUGGGGGUUGGAGGUCGUCUCCUGAGCGCCUGCCUCAUACAACAGAGGGGCUACAAAAUGGAGGUGCGAGAUGGAGUCGUGGAAGUCCGAAUUCCAUUUGGUGCAGUUGGCGGCCAGAUCAAGAGUCAUGUGAUGGCUGGGCGGUACUCCCAGUCAUACUCUGUAGACCUGUUCUAUGUACAGCAGUGGGGAGAUGCUCAAUGGACCCUGACUCGGCACCGCUCCUUCCGCCCACUGUGGACUACUCCCAGCCCUCACUCCCCUCGGCUAGUCAACCUCACAGUCCCUGAGGAGGGAGACUUCUCGGUGACUCUUGGUGUUUUCCCUCCUGAUGUGUCACUGGCUAAUGUCACCAUAGCAACCCUCACAGUCCCCUUAGCAGGGGCUGAAGAGCUGGGGUUACGGGUUACGCAGGUCCCCUUCCCCAAUGGUACCCAUGCCUACUUGCUGCAGGUGCCUUUCCCUCACCCACUGGUCUCCCAGAAGUAUCUAGGUGGGAAGUACAGGAGGUAUACACUGGCGGUGACCUUCACUCUCCUCAUCUCCCCACACAGAGAAGUCUUCACUCACUCUGCCAGUGUGGUGUGUGACCUGCAGGAUGUUGUUCUGCCCAGGGUUGAGGGCCGCUGUACAGAUAAGACCAUGAAGCUCACGCUGCACCGUGGAAACAUGGACACACAAUGGGCCAUCUUUUUUGGGAACCACAGGCUGGAGCCAGACCUGGUAGAGUUUGGUGGCUACAGUCUGGAGGCUGCAGAUGACUAUUUCACUGUGGAGGUGCCACUCUACAGCCUUGGGAUGGCAUAUGAGGACCUCAGUCUACAGGGGCUGUUGGCCAAUGUGGCUGUCAGUGUGCUGGAUGUGGAGACUGGUGCUGUAGAGCAGACAUUCAUCCAGCGCUGCACCUUCCAUGUCAGGGAACUCAUGGUCUGUCUGCCGAACAGCUGGAUGGUGGUGGUGGUUGACACAGCCAGAGUUGUCCCUCCGCUUGACCCUCGGGACAUUGCUCUGCUGGACCCCAGUUGUAGGCCCAAGGAGAUGGACCGCACUCGUGCAUUAUUCAGCUUCUCACUGGACUCCUGCGGCACCAUCCAAGGCGUGGAGGGCAAAGACCUGGUUUAUGUAAAUGAAGUGCGGUACAUGCCCCGGUACCUCCCCAUACCACAACCCUUUUUCCACCCGUUCUACUACUAUAGACAGCCACUGGGCUGCCGCUACCCACUGAAUGGCACCCGGACUCUAGCCAUCUACCAGUCCCGUCUCUGGCCCCUCAGCCGCACCCGCCCCUCCCAGCACAAUCCCUUUGUCAGAGCUGAGAGAGGGUGAAGCUAAGCAGUACGAGCAUCUCCACCAGUGUAGGCUUACACACUGCAGUAUGUGUGUGUGUGAUCCUGAUUAGUGUCUCCAGGUAACUCUCUUCCUCCAGUGCCCUGUGCUGUGACGUAGUUAGGUUCCAGGGCCUAUAGCUGGAUGGGGGGCCCCCUCCGCAGCGCUGCUCUCUUGGCUGCACUGUGUCUAAUAAAAACACUUGUGCCCCAUAAACUGUUCUGUCUGUCCUUUUGUAUCCAUCUAUAUGCAGCUAUUGUGGAAUUUGUCGUCAGGUGCAUAACAGGCCUUGUCUUGGCAGAACAGUUUAACUUUUUUGUUUGGGUGCUGACCUUGCAGAACCACCGUGCUCCCUGUGGUAGCAGUACUUGGCACAAACAGGACAGUAUGUGGUGGUCCAAUCAAUAACUAUAUUCAGUGUCCAGUUUCAGUAUGUGCUAAUCAUGACUUCCUUAAAUUAUUCGGGAGAUGAUGCAGUUUUGGUUUGGUCAGAAAAAGCAGCUUUUUGAAAGGAGACAAAGUAGUUUGGCUCUAUCAAUUGUAAAGUUGUUUACAGCUUUGUAAAAUAGCACACCUUUAAUUUCUUUAAGUUAGGAAACAGU